This is a messenger RNA of Drosophila innubila, 2494 nucleotides long. RefSeq lists its product as uncharacterized. The coding region runs from base 1 to 2133 and encodes 710 amino acids. NCBI's taxonomy places the organism in Eukaryota, Metazoa, Arthropoda, Insecta, Diptera, Drosophilidae. The record is from RefSeq and is a predicted model, not a curated record. The transcript is spliced from 3 exons.
AUGUUGUUGUUAAGCCAGUGCAAUAAAUUCGUGAGCUUAUUACGAGGCGCGACUGAAAAGAAAGUUAUUGUCGUUGGUGGCCCAGCCGGUUGUUGUGGUGUUGUCGCUUGUUCUUGGAACCUGCUGCUGGCUGUUUGCCUACUCAUUGCAGCUCAGCUGAGCCAGGCAGCACCAUCAUCAUCAUCAUCAUCGUCGACAGAAACAGCAAAUGAAACCGCCUGGCCACCUAUGCAUCAUUAUGAUAUUUGGAGCGCAGAUUUGAAAUCGCCAUCGGCUGUGCAGCAGUUGGACAUGGAUAUUGAUCUAAUCGAGGAGGAGGAAUUGCCAGCACAUGAGCAAUUGUUGCUGCAGGAUGACAACGACCACGACAACACCUAUCAAUUGAGCAACUUCAGCAGUCGACAGCCCAAGGUGAUUCAUCUUUUUCCCGUGCCCGUUGAUGGGGAAUGCCUAUCGGAUGAUGGUCGUCGCAUGGGCAACUGUUUCAAUGCCUACGAAUGCCGUCAAAAGGGCGGCCAGGCGAGAGGUGAAUGUGCCAUGGGCUUUGGUGUCUGCUGUGUUUUUAUGGCCGAUUGCAAUGGAACAAUUGCCAACAAUUUGACCUAUUUUGUGUCACCGGGAUUUCCCAGUUUUAUGCCCAGCAACUUUACGGAAUGUAAAUUGAGGGUGAAAAUCAUGAGCGAUGACAUAAGUCAGCUGCGUCUCGAUUUUGAUCACUUUUCGCUGGGACAACCCAAUCGAAGGACAGGAGUCUGUGAUGGAGAUGUGUUCAACAUCCGUGGGGGACCCAGAGGAUCCUUCCAGCUCUGUGGCCAAAACAGUGGACAACAUUUGUACUAUGAUGUGGGUAUCCGAUCGCUUCCCCGCCAGUCGACACUGUAUGGCAGUCUACGUCCGGCAUUGCCCGCGAAUGUAACUGUCAACAAUUUGCAGGAUCAGCUGAUUGAGAUCAGCUUGAAUGUCUCGAAGCGUUUUCUGCCAAUGCGAUUAUGGGAGAUACGCGUGCUGCAGAUACCCUUUAAUCAGCGUGCGCCGGCGGGAUGCUUGCAAUAUCAUACAGGAGUCGAGGGCGUUCUUCAGACCUUUAACUUUGCCGAGAACGGAAGACACUUGGCCAAUCAGCAUUAUAAGAUUUGUGUGCGACAGGAGCUGGAGAUGUGCUCGAUCAUUUACCAACCGUGUGAUGAGCAAUCGUUUCGCAUUGGCGGAGGAAUGAGUGGCGGUUCCUUUAUGCCCAACAUGAAUGGCAGCAGUUCAUCUGCAGCUCCUCUGGCAGCGACUGCGGCAACUGGCAAUGUGACAACGGCAGCAACCAGCAAUCUCUUUCAGUUGCUCAGCAAUUGGGUAAAUAACACGACAACAACAUCGACAACAGCUCCGAGCACAACGACAGCUGCAACCACAGUCAAUGUCAGCACUACAACAACAGUUGCUGCCACAACCGAGCGCAGCAGCAGCAGCAGCACGACAGCAAUGACAACAGCCAUGACGACAGCAACUCCUGUGCGUUCCAGCACAACGGCUGCCCCGGAUGAGUAUCCCGAAUAUGAUGAAACUGAGGAAGAUGAAUCUGAGGAGACGCCCUCAUCCUCGCCAGCAAAUGAUGAUGUCGAAGGCUCUGGCGGUAGUGAAGAUUAUGACAACGACAGUAUCUUUAAUUUCUUUGGCGGCGGUGGCAAUCGAGCAACCACUGCACGGCCUGGAGUGUCUCGUAAACCACGUCCAGUUGGUGGUGCCAAUACAGGCGGCUCCUCCUCCUCCUCCUCUUCCACCUCAUCCUCGUCGGGCUUUGAUCUUUUUGGUUUUCUGCGCAGCGCCUUUGAUUUGCGUCUGCGACAUCGACGGCGUCGUCGGGAGGCACGUCAAUUCUUUAGCACAUGCUCGGAUCGAAUCACGAUGCCCUGCAUCAUUGAGGAUUUCAUUGGCACUGGACUGGGUCCCCUGCCAGGCUGUGAGCCCGUACAUUGCGGCUCACAGUUCUGCUCCUCUGGCGUCUGGCCGUGUCGCAUUGAAAGCACCGUCACUCCAUUUUAUAUUGGAGUGCAUUUCGGAGAUGGAAAUGCACCUGGUAAGGGCAAUGCUGAGGAUAAUAUCGGUGCCUGUCUGCGAUAUUCCCAGGUGCCCUGCGUCUAACUGGAGAUUAGCUUUUAUUACGUUUUAGAAUUUACAUUACGAAAUUUUAAAUUUAGAACUUCAAGAAUUUAUUUACGAGACAUUUAAGCUGUUAAUCAUUAAAAUUAGAUUAUUAAUUAGCAAAUUAUAGCUUAGUGCCAAGGAAACAGAAACUAUUCUCGAUAGGGAAUAUACAAACAUAUACAUAAUCAGUACAGAUUUAAACUAUGAAAUCCGAAAAUAUUCGCCCAAAUUAUAAGUAAAUCAUUUAAUGUAUACAUAAUUUGAUUAUAAAUACCCAUACAAAUAUUUAUGUUUGAUCAAAUAUACGGGUCUGGCGUGUUCCGAGAUGUAAACGAAAGUAAUUUAUGGAUAUAUAGUA